GUGCUGCAAAGCGCUCGGGUACAGUUUGGGAAAUGGCCUGACGCACACGGAAAGCGAAGAAUCGCAAAUAAAAUAAUAAAGGUGCGAAAAUGAUGGACGAACAGUUAAUUGAUGAAGUGGCCCAUCACGGGGUAAUAUACAACAGGCAGAAGUACUACCUAAACGGCAGCACCAACGGUGGAAAGUAUGAGACCAAGGAUGACGCUUGGCAGCUGAUUGCCAUAAAGCUGCGAACGGAUGUGGACACGUGCAAGAAGCGCUGGAAGUAUCUACGAGAGCGUUACGUAUCGCAGCGAAAGCAGGGCGAUACUCCAGUCUACGAGCACCUGUCUCGACCCUACCUGGAAAAGAUGAAGUUCCUGGACCAACACAUUCAGCCACGGAAAUCCUAUCGCAAUGUUCCGAGCUUCCUGACAUCUCCACAGUCGGCGAACAGCUCCAGCUACAAUGAAUACAUGGUGGAUAGAUCAAACAGUUCCACCAAAAACAUGUCCCAGUUCAACAGCUCGGGUCAAAACCAUAACUACCAUCAGCCUGAUCAGCAACACGCCAUGAAUGCACUGAGCACCGUUGCCUCCUCAGCACUGGAAAGCGUUAAUCCGGUGAAGAUCGAGGCUGAUCAGGCAUUCAGAGAGUUUGCUGCGGCUGUGGCUUCCCAGCAGCUCCAGCAAAUAUCCCAGUCGCAGAUGGAGCAGCAGGCGGCUGCCGUGGCCGCUGUCAUGGCCGACUCCUCGCAGGGCUACCAGGAGCAGUUUCGAGACAGUUCAGUGGCAAUACCUGGCCCCCAAAACGGUGGAGGUAGCCUUCCCUCAACGUCUUCUUCGAUGAAAUCGCCGCUGUCCUCGCCGUUGCAGGGUGUUGGUACUGGCGCCCAGCAGCAGCAGCAGCAAUCUCAGCAACAGUCGCCGGCAUCUGCACAGCAGCUUCCGGUUGUACAUUCCUCAUCUAGUGCUGCGGGCAGCUCCAACAUGCAGAUGCACGGCCAUGUCUACAAUCCCAAGGGAAAUGACGAUUUGGACUCGUCAACAUCCAGCAACUUCCACUUAAAGAAACCCCGCGUGCAGCUCAACGGCAGUGCUCACAGCCAAAUGUCUAGCAAUGGCGGAAAUGGCCCCCACUUUAUCAUUGACUCCGAUGAGGAUUCCGAUGACAACAGUCAUGACCUGAUGGAGCCCCAGACCAUGAUGCAUCACGGCAACCAUUACAGCAACUCUAUGUGCAUGCAACGCACCAAUGGGCAUGGCAACGGCAAUGCAAAUGGCAAUGGGAAUCAGAGUAAUUCCAACACUGGACACAACAGCAACAAUGGCCAACAGCAGCAGCAGCAGCAACAACAUCAACAGCACCAGAACAUGUUUCCAUCGAAUACGGACUUUCUGUUGCAGCUUUAUCAACAGUUGCCCCAUCAGGGCAACUCAUCACAUCCCUCGAACUUUGGCAAGUUUCAGGCCCCACAAAGUCUUCCGGGCGUGCAGCGACUGUCAGAGCACCUUCUGGGCGAGCUGGUCACAACCGAGCUGCUUAAGAUGAACAAGGAGCGCAAGAAGAGUGCUCAGAAGAGAAUCCUGGAGAUACUAUUCUUCGACGAUUAGUCAGACCAGCCGCAUAUCUGUAUUUGUAAAUAGUCUAAUCUAUAAUUUAUAUUAUCAGGUAAGAGUGUUGGAGCUCAUAAUAUUGUUAUGGGCUGGUCUGCAUCCCACCAAGAAGGCAUUUGCAAAGCUGUCCACUCGAACACUUUGCAUCUGUACUAGUCAUGACCAGCUCCAGGAGGCCCCAUGUCCUUCCCAUGGGUAUUAUAUAGGAUCUAUCCCGUAUCUGCAUUAAUUUAUGUUCGUAUAUCUAAGUAUAA
Drosophila guanche is the source of this 1849-nucleotide messenger RNA. RefSeq lists its product as uncharacterized. Gene Ontology annotation, biological process: regulation of transcription by RNA polymerase II. NCBI's taxonomy places the organism in Eukaryota, Metazoa, Arthropoda, Insecta, Diptera, Drosophilidae. The record is from RefSeq and is a predicted model, not a curated record. The transcript is spliced from 2 exons. The coding region runs from base 90 to 1592 and encodes 500 amino acids. Gene Ontology annotation, cellular component: transcription regulator complex; nucleus.